AUGGAAGACGUUUGCGCCGCUCCAGCACCUAAAAAAGUGCUUCCAUCAUUAUUGUUACAUCCAUAUACGAAGCCAAAGAGAACAGACAAAGGAUUGCAUAGCAGAAAACCAUGGAAGAAAGUUCUCUGGAGAAAGCAACAUUAUCCAGACAAUUAUAUUGAUCAAUCCUUCUUGAGCGGCUUGCAACGAAAUGUCAACAUCCAGGUAACUGACUUUUGGUCACUCGUGGCUGAUAGCCUACCAAUCUCUCAACACUUGUCAAGCGUGGUGGUAUUUGCUGCAGUUUUUGUUGGAAUUCAUAGAAAAAAGUUAUCUUGUGGAAUCGUUGGAAUGACAUCCAAUGUUAGCGCUGUUGGUGCUUUCCUACUCUGGGACUUGGUGUUGAGCAAACCAUGCCAAAGCAGAUCCUUUCUCAACUACUCUGGAUUAAUUAAAUCUUGUAUAUUGAUAGUCCUAACCCUCGUUGGUUUAUCGCCUAUUCUCAUGUCGCUCACAAAAUCGACUUCUGAGGACUCCGUUUGGGCUAUUGCUGUAUGGCUCUUUCUUGCAAAUAUAUUCUUUCAUGAAUAUGCUGUGGAUAACAUUCAACCACAUGUACGGCUCCAUAAUUCAUUAUCAACAAACGCCGCUUUAAGCGCUUCCGUGGUGCUUGCUUCUCGUUUGGACAGAUCGAUUCAUGUAUUUUUCUUCGUUCUUUUUGCCGUUCAUUGGUUUGCGCUGUUUCCUAUAUUUCGAAAAUACAUCCACUUUUAUUCUUUUUACGCAGAUAUGCUAAUGACUCUUGUUCUUAUAAUGACCGCCUACUUGUCCCUUUAUCUGGUUGCAUCGGUAACCAUAGCUUUUGUUUUUCUUUCCUCCAUUUUUUUCAUAUCCUUUGUCUGCCCUAUUUGGUUUAUAAAGCUUCAAAGAUUCAAAAACGAAAUUCAUGGUCCUUGGGAUAUUGCUUUACCAAAGUUGGGUCCUAAUAAGGAUUAG
Molecule: messenger RNA, 975 nt
Organism: Schizosaccharomyces osmophilus
Lineage: Eukaryota; Fungi; Ascomycota; Schizosaccharomycetes; Schizosaccharomycetales; Schizosaccharomycetaceae
Gene: gpi2
Product: pig-C
Exons: 4
Coding region: 1-975 (324 amino acids)
Biological process (GO): GPI anchor biosynthetic process
Cellular component (GO): membrane; glycosylphosphatidylinositol-N-acetylglucosaminyltransferase (GPI-GnT) complex
Source: RefSeq, a predicted model, not a curated record